AGCUUCAUACAAAAACAUUUGGUGUUCAUUUCAGUCAGCUGUUUAACACUUACGCUGCAAGUACAGCUGUUGGAAUAUUAAACGGAAUUAUAAUUCCAUGAUUACAGUGUUGCCAGUGAUUGAACUCAAAAUAAAUACGAAGCAUCCAGUUUAUUGAUCACCAGCUGCAUACUUAUAUAACUGUUAAAGACGACACAGGGUAUAGUGCCUUGUGAGUCCUGCAUACGCCAGCAGUCCAUACAUUGUCGUAGCUAUGGCAGGAGGAGUGAAACGGAAUGUUACAGUUCAUUGGUUUCGGCAUGGCUUGCGCUUACAUGACAACCCAGCCUUGCACGAAGCAUUGAAAGAAAGUGAAGAAUUUUAUGCAGUAUUCAUCUUCGAUGGAGAAAGCGCAGGCACAAAAAAUGUAGGUUUCAACAGAAUGAGGUUUCUGAUCGAAUCCCUCAAAGAUAUUGACAGGCAGCUUAGAGCAGUUGGUGGACGAUUGUAUGUCUUUCACAACAACCCAGUCUCUGUGUUUAAAGGCUUGCAUGAAGAGCUAGGUCUUUAUAAACUUUGUUUUGAACAGGACUGUGAACCAAUAUGGCGUCCCCGAGAUAACGCUGUUAAAAAGUUUUGUGAAGAGCAUGGAAUAAUUUGUGUUGAAAAAGUCUCUCACACACUUUGGGAUCCUAAUGUUGUUAUUAAAACAAAUGGAGGUACGCCCCCAUUAACAUACCAGAUGUUCUUGCAUACAGUUGGUGUUAUUGGCCCACCUCCACGGCCCGUGGACGAUAUAGACUGGACAGGUGUUACAUUUGGAAAGCUCUCUGAUUACCUUUCUACAGAAUUGAAGGUUGUCGACAGUGUUCCAACACCUGAGAAAUUUGGUGUGUUUCCUGAAAUGGGCAGUGGGGAACAAAUGAUCCGUUGGAUUGGUGGAGAGACACGAGCUCUGGAACACUUGAAAGAACGCCUGUAUGUAGAGGAGGCAGCAUUCCGAGAUGGUUACUAUCUUCCGAAUCAGUCAAAACCUGACCUCCUGGGGCCACCAACCAGUCAAAGUGCAGCACUUCGCUUUGGAUGCCUCUCUGUUCGCAAGUUUUAUUGGAGCAUUCAUGACUUGUUCCACUCUGUUUACAAUGGCAAUCUUCCUUUGAACCAAAAGAUCACUGGCCAGUUAAUAUGGAGAGAGUAUUUUUACACAAUGUCAGUCAAUAAUGAGUUUUAUGGUGAAAUGGCAAACAAUCCAAUAUGCCUGAACAUUCCAUGGAAAGAUGGAUCUGAGAAGGGACAUCUAGAGAGAUGGCAAGAAGGGGAAACUGGAUAUCCUUUCAUUGAUGCUGCUAUGCGACAGCUAAAGCUGGAAGGUUGGAUUCACCAUGUGGCUCGUAAUGCUGUGGCCUGUUUUCUUACACGUGGAGAUCUGUGGAUCAGUUGGGAGGCAGGCUUGCAACACUUUUUGAAGUACUUGUUGGAUGCUGACUGGUCAGUGUGUGCAGGCAACUGGAUGUGGGUGUCCAGUUCUGCUUUUGAACAACUUCUUGAUUGUUCACAUUGUGUUUGCCCAGUUAACUAUGGCAGGCGGCUCGAUCCUUGGGGGGAGUAUAUAAAGCGUUACGUACCUGAACUACAAAACUAUCCGGUAGAAUAUUUAUAUGAGCCGUGGAAAGCACCACUUGAGGUGCAAGAACGAGCUGGCUGUGUUAUUGGAAAGCACUACCCAGAGAGGAUUGUGGAUCAUCAAGAUGUUUCCAGAAGGAAUAAACAAUACAUGCAGCAAGUUCGAGACAUGCUGAUGAAAGCUCCUCCACAUUGUUGCCCAUCUAAUGAGGAGGAGACCAGGCAGUUCAUGUGGUUGCCAGAAAGCUGCAUGGAACAUGUACUGCAUGCUUAGUAAACUUUUACUAAUGGCUUCUUACAUCGGGCUUGGCUACAAAGUGAGUAGCAGUAUGAACUAAUUCUUCAGUUGAAAUUGUGAAGAUAAAUAUAACAUAUUGUACAAUGUUGCAUACUUAAUUGUUAAAGCUGUAAGAGUAAGUAUUUUUCAAAGCAUUCAGCAAGUAUUUUUACUAGCUCAGUGGGCAACAACUCUGCUGAUGUGCUUUCUUUUAAUCGUUGUUUGAAGUCAUUUCAGUUUGUAUAAUUCCUAUAGUGUGGAAAUAUUUUAUGCAUUAAAAUUACCAUUAAUAAAUGUAACUUAAUAUUAUUUGAUCUGUGUACGAACACAUAGCUGAUCAAAAUAUGCUGCGGCCAAAAAUUGGGAUAAAUGGGACACGUUUAAUAGGAACAAAAGAGGCUACUGAUUCUGAACCUUCUGUACUUGCUUGAUUUGUACUCUUUAACUGUGGGCUUUCUUGCUCUAGGGUUCUGUACCACCUUCUAUGCCUUUGGAAUGUUUCAUAUUUUCAUGUUUUUCGUGUCCUCUGUCACAUCCAGUAAAUGGUCUAGAUGUUGCUUUAGAUGGUCUAGAUGUUGCUUGACACUUAUUGAGGAGGUAUGGUUAGCUAGCUGCAAAGCGGUGCUAGAUAAUUGGAUUUUUUUUUAAUCUAAUAAACUCCCGAGGAAAGUACAAACAACAAUAAAUGUCACCUGAACUGCUUUAACAUUUGUCUGGUUGAACACUAUGAAGCUACAGGAUCUAAUUGCAAAUCAGAGACAAAAUCUGUUCUGAGAAGGUAGGGAUAGCUAAAUAUUGAGUAGCACAGCAAGAGCAGGAUUCAAGUCCAGGGUUAAGGCUUGAUCAACACUGAGUCCCUCUAAACCGACUCCUUCGCACGCAGCUACUACUCUGCAAAUGAUGAAUACCUACCUUCUAUAUGUGGUCACAAUGUCAUCUGCCACACAUGGUGUCGAAAUUCAAGGUGCUGCCCAGUAACGGUGACCCUUUCUUAUCCACAUUCCAUAGAAAACAGUGACUCAUUUUGUCAAGAAGCCUCCUGGCAGUAUGAAAUUGGUCUAUGCUGAGAGGAACUAUUGGCUGUCUUGCUUUUCCAUGUUGUUGAAUAUUGGGCACAUCAUCUGUGGAGUGCUUUGCUGUGAUGUAUGAAGGUAAUUUUAUUAUUAAUUUUCCUCUUAACUGCAUUUGCUGUACUUGAUUUGCAGUGGAUUUCAAAACCUACUAUUGCUUCAUAUUAAGGCAUUUAAUGCUGUGGUACAGCAACAGGAUAUACUUCCAGGUGUAUACCAUUUUGAUAACUGCACCAAAAUGCCUGGAGAUGAAGCAGGAAAAAGCUUCAAAAUUGACUGUAAAUAAAGUAUAAUACAACAAACACAGUCAAGUGGAAAAUUAAUACGAUAUAAUCAUAGAGCACUCUGUUACGCCGAGAUGUAGAGGGCAAACAGUCCUGAUAUGUGCCUGCUGCAUUAAAAAUUUAUUAUUUGUAUGUCACCUGAAGGCUUCCAGAUACACUGUGUGUGGUCUCCUCACCACACUCUGCUGUGCUUCUAUGACUUUCUCUCAGCUCUUCAACCCCAUAAAUUACAGUGUCAGGCUAAUUGCAUUCUCAGGUUAUGCAGUUCUUGCAUAUGAGGCAUCCCCUUUUUCCUGACAAAGAAACUGUUCAUUCCAAAAUCUCAAGCUUUAAUAUUUGUAACUCUUUGUAUGCCUUAUCAGUCGUGCCCAUUUUGUCCCAGUUUCAGCAGAUGUUAGACAGAUCGUUUUCUUUUUCUGCAUUAAUGAUUUCUAUUCAGAUUAAUCACAGAUAAAAUAUAUAUUAUAUCAGAUUUAAUUAAAUGAUAAUGAUUGAGUUACAGGCUGUGAUAAUAUUUCUUGUUUGAUGCCAUCAGAUGGGCUGUGUAUAGGGUAUCAAAUGUAGUAUUAGUGUUAAUUGUUUGUUAGAGGAUUUUUAACAAAUUUAAUGAUGUUCCUGUGACACACAUAGAAACAUAUUUAUCGUGUAAAACAUGCUUGACAACAGUUUGUGUGACUUGAGCUUAUUCAUGUAUCUCGUUAGAGAAGACAAUGUGACUGGCAGUUCUGUGCUCUAAGGAAAGUACAAGUCUUUAAUUUUUUAAUAAAGUAAAAAAAAUGUGUUGAUCAAUGUUUUUUGUAUUACCUGUUUUUAUGACUUUAUUAUUUGUAGAUUUAAAAUUGUUCUAUUUUUAACAUGUAGAAAAAUGACACAAAAAAUGUUUACACAUCAUGCAGAGUUGCAGUGGUCAUUAGAAAAUGACCCAUGGGUGCUCGUACAAUAUAAUUUUGAUUCUCUUGUGUGAUUUUGUUGCAUUCCAGUCCCUUUUUUCAUCUUUAUUGUAAUAAUUCCUAUAAUUUUACUUAAACUCAGAGCAGAAAAGUGUCAUUUAUAUUUUAGCACUGCAAAGCUUUAAUUGAGACUGAAAAUACAUAGUUUAGAGUUUCAUCAUGUAACUCCAAUAUGUUAAGUAUUAUCAUGACUUUGUGAUUGUAAUGAGUAUAUCGCAUAAGAGAAUUGUAUGAAAUGUAACAUUCAAGUUGUAUUUGCCUCAUCUUCUCAGUAAAAGUGUAAUAUUUUUCUGGAGAAACAAUUUAGUUAGUGAAUGUAAAUAAAUGUGAAAGGCUUUGCUCACCAACCAAAUAAAUUUACUAUUAGUGUCAACACAUGCAAUAUAACUCCCAUUCCACUGAGAAAUAUUAUGACCACAGCAUGUAACAAUAUCAGAGUUUAAAGAAAUCUCAAUUCCCACACUCCAUGUUAAGACGUGCCAUUAGGUCAACAUAACAAACAGAGUGCCCUUCAGAAAACUUUUCAGACUGUAUUUAUACAAGAUUGAUGUAUUGAUGUGUAGGCACUGAUAUAUUUUCCCUAACUCGCUUUAAUUCAUAACAGUUUGUCGGCCUCAUUCAACACUAUAUUUUGGUGGCCUCAGGAGGGAGAAUCUCAGAACUGAAGGCUUAAUUCCCUCACACUUGUGUGCCAUAACAAAUAGAAAUGAUCAGAGCUUUCUUGCAAAAAUUCUUGUGACCCUUAGUUACAGUGCAUAUGUUUUCUUUGAUGUUAUUCAUGCCAUUUUGGCUAUAAUUCUUCUAUUACUUGUCUGAUUAUGGAUGAGAUGUUUGAAUCCAAAUUAAUUUUCAGCCAUAUUAUACAAAAGCUUUUCCUUAUGAGAAGUUCAUGUGAUGUCACAUAACUGCUUUGUGGCAGUAUUCCUCCCAAUGCAGUCCACUUGUGUGUUAAUUGGUUUCACCAUCACCAUAAUUAGUUUGGUUACCACGGGAAAACUUCUUCUCCAACUUCAGACAUGAUGCAGAGCUCUACUCAGCAAUCAGCUUGUUGACCUUUAUAUUUUCAUCCUUUUCAGGCUUAUUUUGAAGACAAAUAAAACAUUUAUAUUUCAUUGUCUGCCCAGUCAACUGUUUAAUUUCUGAGAGAGAACGAGACAGCAGCAAUAGUUUGUCUUCAGGCUUUAUCAAAAGUCAGUAGCACUUUACAGUAAGGUUACACCCAUAAUGAACUCCUUGUACAGGCCUUGAAGGCCCAAGACAGGUCAACAGGCUACAGCCACAUAGAGAAGAAAGUGUGGAAUGUGCAGACACUUUCAAACUUUUGGGUAAUUGCAUUGCCUCAGUUUUUAGGGCAAACUAUUUAUUCCCAACAUUUGGCCUCAUUGCUGAGACUACUUCUUGGAGCAGUGUUUGCUGUGAAGCUCUCCAAGAAUCUCAUCCUGAAACUGAUGCGGUGCAGUUUACCAGAAUCUCAUUGUACAUAUGAUUAUAUGUAAGUGCAUGAAAACUGUGAUUGAAAAAGUAUAAAAUGUGAUGUGUCGACAGAAGUGCCAACACAGUGUGAUUUGAGGGGGACCGCAAUGCACGCUAUAAACACACGAAGGAUGGCGUGAGGUCUGAAACAGGAUACGUAAUGAAUGCUAUAAAGAAAAGUACGUAGCUUUUGGAAUACUUAACUUUAAUCCAUCCUUAUUGUAUACAUCGUUCUUGAUGAGACAUGCUUUAUACGAUAAGUAUCAAUUGCUAUGUAAGGCUAAUGGCGCCUUGCUAGGUCGUAGCCAUGGACUUAGCUGAAGGCUAUUCUAACUAUCUGCUCGGCAAAGGAGCGAGGCUUCGUCAGUGUAGUCGCUAGCAAAGUCGUCCGUACAACUGGGGCGAGUGCUAGUCCGUCUCUCGAGACCUGCCUUGUGGUGGCGCUCGGUCUGCGAUCACUGACAGUGCCGAGACGCGGGUCCGACAUGUACUAAUGGACCGCGGCCGAUUUAAAACUACCACCUAGCAAGUGUGGUGUCUGGCGGUGACACCACAAAAUGCAUUACAUAUUUUUACGUAUUAUUGUGUGUUUGGCCACAAUUUUCACAUAUUUUCAUGUAUGGUGAGCAUAGCCAUAAUUUAUUAUUGCAAUAUCUAUUUUCUGAUAAAUGUGUUGUUACUUUGACUAAUAAUAUUAGAAAUAUUAGGUGUUGAUAUUUUUGUGAAGUUUUGGUUUUGCAGUUUAUGGACUAAGAACAGUGAUGAAAAUUGUUUGACAUCAUGCAAACUGGAAGUCUGCUAAACUAUUUUAAAUAGGAAACAUUUUCCAAAUGUUCUGUAAAAUAUUGUUUAUUUGAUCACCUGAUGAAAUUCCAGAACAUCAGGAAUGUGUUUCCUAUGUAAUUUUUCUGUCAUGUUCUGACAGAAAAUUCAUUUAACCUCGUAAUGCCGAGUGUCAUGAUUUCAUAUCAUACCAGUGCUGUGCUAAUAACUGGAAAGUUAACUGUUUUUGAAUGCCAAUGCCAGUAGAUGCUGAUUCUUCAUGAAGCUAUCAAUGCUUCUGACAAGUGCUGCAGUCUCCUGAAUGUUUCUGGUACCUAAAGCACCACAAUGUUUGAUUUUUAUUUUUCAUCUAGAAAGUUAUUCAGGCAUUAAAAGGUUAAUGUGAAGAAUAUUUUCUGAUUGUCUUCAGAAACCACAUAUAUUUGAAAAAUUCUAUUCUAAGUGUAACAUUGUUACUUGAUCUGAUCUAUAACAAGAAUUUCAAAAUAAAAUUCCAUUUACUGUUUAAUAAAUGU
Molecule: messenger RNA, 6954 nt
Organism: Schistocerca serialis cubense
Lineage: Eukaryota; Metazoa; Arthropoda; Insecta; Orthoptera; Acrididae
Gene: cry
Product: cryptochrome-1
Exons: 11
Coding region: 254-1876 (540 amino acids)
Biological process (GO): circadian regulation of gene expression; entrainment of circadian clock by photoperiod
Cellular component (GO): cytoplasm; nucleus
Molecular function (GO): FAD binding; DNA binding
Source: RefSeq, a predicted model, not a curated record